AGUCUACCCUCGCGCUAGUCUGCUCACUCUCUAGUUCCGGUGUGUCCUCUCUAUCUUGCUGGAGUGUAGCGCACACCGUGCCUGCGAUCUCCACCCCCUGCUCGGUUUCAGGGUUACUCCGCACAGUCAUGGCAGCCGUCCGCAGGUCCCGUUCUAACUCCCGCUGCGUCCUGCGUUUUUCUGACCGCGAACUGUGCUGAGCCCGGAAAUCCCUGAACUCUACUCGACAUGGCGGAAGGUGAUGGCGAUCGUCACCCUGGCAUCCUAAAAACCGAUGAAAAUGGAAGAUCUGGAGAAACUAAUCUUCAGGCAGAACUGCAGAUGUUCAGAGCAUGCUGGAUGUCUGAACUCACCCCUGGACUGAAUCCUGGAGGAGGAGCGGAUAUUCGGUCCGGUAAGGCAGGUGCAAGAGGGCCUGUGGGGAAGGCCACAGAAGCCAAGACGAAGCAGGAGUUGGCUAAAGAGGAGAAGGCAAGAGAGCUGUUUCUUAAAGCAGCAGAGCAAGAGCAAAAUGGAGCACUCUAUGAAGCCAUUAAAUUCUACCGUCAAGCUAUGCAGCUGGUCCCAGACAUAGAGUUUAAAAUUAAUUACAACUUGUCUCCCGAAGGUGACGGCGUGGGGAAAAACUUCAUGGAUGAUGCCAGUGAUGACGGCAAGAUGACUGACCUCUUGGCUUAUUUUCAACAUCAGCUGACAUUGCAAGAACCCUCGCUUAAACUGUGCAGGCCAGACCAUGAGCUCAAUCAGACUCAUAUUUCAGAGCUCCCAAUGGAGGUGUUGAUGUAUAUUUUUCGUUGGGUGGUUUCCAGUGACCUAGAUCUCAGGUCGUUAGAGCAGCUAUCCAUGGUGUGCAAGGGCUUUUAUAUUUGUGCAAGGGACCCUGAAAUCUGGCGCCAGGCUUGCUUGAAAAUAUGGGGGAGAAGCUCCGUGAAGCUCGUCUCUUACUCCACCUGGAGACAGAUGUUUCUGGAAAGACCACGUGUCCGGUUUGAUGGAGUGUAUAUCAGUAAAACCACAUACAUACGCCAAGGGGAACAGUCUCUGGAUGGGUUUUACCGGGCCUGGCACCAAGUGGAAUAUUAUCGAUACAUGAGAUUCUUUCCUGAUGGUCAGGUUAUGAUGCUGACUACCCCAGAAGAGCCCCAAACAAUUGUACCUCGUUUGCGGACAAAACAUGCAAGAACUGAUGCAGUGCUGUUUGGCCAUUACCGUCUGUCGCAGGAAACGGACAACCAAACCAAAGUAUUUGCCGUGAUAACCAGCAAGAAGGAGGAGAAACAAAGUGAGUACCAAAGGUAUCGCUAUAUUCAUCGGCCACCGGUGCAAGAAACUGAGCGCAACUUCCAUGUGGGACUGCAGAUAUGCUCAAGUGGCCGACACAGAUUCAACAGGCUGGUUUGGAUUCAUCAUUCUUGCCAAUUUACAUACAAAUCAACAGGAGAAACAUCUGUUACUACGUUUGACAUUGACAAGAUGUACACACCUUUGUUCUUUGCUCGUGUGAAAAGUUUUACUGCAGUCUCCGAAAGGCCUCUUUAAAUUUUAUUGCCCUGGCUAGUGCACGAAAGCCACUGAUGGCGAAAAUGCAAACAAACUGGGUGCAUAUGUUUUUAGUGUUUCUUCUGGACGGAGUUGGCUAAUGUAAAUGUUCUUUUAUGGGAGUUCAUCGACAUUUCAGAGUUGAAAUAUCAAAAACAAGUUU
Spea bombifrons (plains spadefoot toad) is the source of this 1702-nucleotide messenger RNA. It is a transcript of the gene FBXO9, whose product is annotated as F-box protein 9. The transcript has 13 exons. Gene Ontology annotation, molecular function: protein binding. Gene Ontology annotation, biological process: SCF-dependent proteasomal ubiquitin-dependent protein catabolic process. NCBI's taxonomy places the organism in Eukaryota, Metazoa, Chordata, Amphibia, Anura, Pelobatidae. The record is from RefSeq and is a predicted model, not a curated record. The coding region runs from base 229 to 1539 and encodes 436 amino acids. Gene Ontology annotation, cellular component: SCF ubiquitin ligase complex.